AUGAAGAAAGAUUACGAGUUCUAUAUUUGUGAAGGAGUUGGUUUGGCUAUAAGUGCCGUAUUGGUAGUGUUUUUGACUUAUGUUUGGGACAGAAUGUUGGAUAAAAAGCGACGACAAAAGAUGGAAAAGGUCCUUGAACUAGAGGUAGGUCCCUUCUUUAGCUCUCUAAAAACUACUACACUUUUUCUCAUUAUAAAGCUAUUAAAACAAACUUUAUAUUAUCAAAGCGCAGUAAAAUUUGCUAUUUUUGAAGUCCUUUAAAUUCGCCAAAACUUAGUUAAAUAAAAAAAAUUUGAAAAAUUGAAAAAAUUGGCUCGGAAAAAGAAGAGUCGAGCUUGUUCGAGCUACUGUAACUUUUUAAAAUUAAAAAACUUUUUAAAACUGUUUACAUCAUUAGAUUCACAGUAAAAUGCGCUAUAUUUCAACUUAUCCAAAAUCUGCAGAAACUUCCUUUACAGCUGCAAAAAUUAAAAUUUUAACAAAAAAUCCCUAAAUUUUAACCAAAUUUAAAAAAAUAUUAUAAUUAUCGUAUUUUAGGUCGAAAUUUCUCGAAACAACAUCAAUGUGUUGCCAGAUGAUCCCGAACAUAACAUGCAAAAGAAAUACAUCGCUGCCGUCACCGAACAACGCAAACUUUUGAUCGAAUUGGGAGUGCGCGACAAGGAAGUCAACAGCGAUUUCAAACCUGAUUCUGUUAUGGCCUAA
Molecule: messenger RNA, 705 nt
Organism: Bursaphelenchus okinawaensis
Lineage: Eukaryota; Metazoa; Nematoda; Chromadorea; Rhabditida; Aphelenchoididae
Source: the annotation of a GenBank genome assembly